AUGGGGCAGAAACAAUCUUUGAACGAUUUACUGCGCCAGUACAUUUAUAACCGCGACAAUGAUGGUCUGACGGAAUUUCUCCGCGUCCACGAGGCAGAGCUCGGUGCGGCUUGCAUAGAUGAAGUCAUUUACGUUGAGCUUAUUGGGCGGCAGUGGGACUCAAACACGAUUUACCGUUUUGCCAAGUUUGCUACCGACAAACAUUUGGCGGUACUCAUAGCUACCGCCGUACUUCACGGUCAUGUGGUGCAGCUUGCCCCUCUUUUUGAGUUGAUGCGGGACCGCAAGCGGACUAUUGAGGAGUAUCACCUCAAACAUUUGUUUUUGACGGCCUGCGAGCGAGAGAACGUGGACGCCGUCCGCGCGUUUAUUGCAAAUAAGUGCUUUGACCCGUCGGAUCGACGCCCUGUUCGGGCUGUGUUGCGUGCACAACUGAGUAAGUCGGCCGUGAAUGAGGAGUUGGUGAAACUGGUUUUGGCGGCUCACCCGCUGCAGACGGACAACGUGGAAUACAUCCGCAAUGACUGCCUUGCCACCGCCAAGAGCGAUGGUGUUCGCAAAGUUGUGGAUGAACUUCUAUUUAACUAUAUACCUUAA
Trypanosoma rangeli is the source of this 597-nucleotide messenger RNA. RefSeq lists its product as uncharacterized. NCBI's taxonomy places the organism in Eukaryota, Euglenozoa, Kinetoplastea, Trypanosomatida, Trypanosomatidae. The transcript has a single exon. The record is from RefSeq and is a predicted model, not a curated record. Bases 1 to 597 code for a protein of 198 amino acids.